Alligator sinensis (Chinese alligator) is the source of this 4844-nucleotide messenger RNA. It is a transcript of the gene KCNQ4, whose product is annotated as potassium voltage-gated channel subfamily Q member 4. The annotation marks the transcript as partial. Gene Ontology annotation, molecular function: voltage-gated potassium channel activity. The transcript is spliced from 14 exons. Gene Ontology annotation, cellular component: membrane. Gene Ontology annotation, biological process: potassium ion transport; transmembrane transport. NCBI's taxonomy places the organism in Eukaryota, Metazoa, Chordata, Crocodylia, Alligatoridae. The record is from RefSeq and is a predicted model, not a curated record.
UCGGUGCUGGGGGAGCCGCGGCGGGCGGAGUUCGUGGCGCUCACGGCGGUGCAGACGGAGGCGGGCGAGGCGGGCACCCCGCGGCGCCUGGGGCUGCUGGGCACCCCGCUGCCCGGCCCGCCCGGCGCCCAGGCGCGCUCCGCCUCGCACAAGCGCUACCGCCGCCUGCAGAACUGCCUCUACAACGUGCUGGAGCGGCCCCGCGGCUGGGCUUUCGUCUACCACGUCUUCAUAUUCGUCCUUGUGUUCAGUUGUUUGGUGCUGUCCGUCUUCUCUACCAUCCAGGAGCAUCAGAAAUUCGCCAACGAAUGCCUGUUCAUCUUGGAGUUCGUCAUGAUUGUGGUGUUUGGCAUGGAGUACUUCAUCCGUAUCUGGGCGGCCGGCUGCUGCUGCCGCUACCGGGGCUGGCAGGGCCGCUUCCGCUUCGCCAGGAAACCCUUCUGCGUCAUAGACUUCAUCGUCUUCAUUGCCUCACUGGCCGUCAUCGCCGCCGGCACUCAGGGCAACAUCUUCGCCACGUCGGCACUGCGCAGCAUGCGGUUCCUGCAGAUCCUGCGCAUGGUGCGUAUGGACCGCCGUGGCGGCACCUGGAAGCUCCUGGGCUCCGUGGUCUAUGCCCACAGUAAGGAGCUGAUCACAGCCUGGUACAUCGGCUUCCUGGUCCUCAUCUUCGCCUCCUUCCUCGUCUACCUGGCUGAGAAGGACACCAACGCCGACUUCACCACCUACGCCGACUCCCUCUGGUGGGGUACAAUCACGCUGACCACCAUCGGCUAUGGGGACAAGACCCCCCAGACGUGGCUGGGCAGGGUGCUGGCCGCCUGCUUCGCACUCCUCGGCAUCUCCUUCUUCGCCCUCCCAGCCGGCAUCCUGGGCUCUGGGUUUGCCCUGAAAGUCCAGGAGCAGCAUCGGCAGAAGCAUUUUGAGAAGAGGAAGAUGCCAGCUGCAAACCUGAUCCAGGCUGCUUGGCGACUGUACUCGACCGACGCAAGCAGGGCCUACCUGACCGCCACUUGGUGUUACUACGACAGUGUCCUCCCGUCCUUCAGAGAGCUGGUUCUUAUGUUUGAGCAUUUGCACCGAGCCCGCAACGGAGGAAUUAGGACCUCAGAGGUGAAAAAAUUGCCCGACGGAGCCCCACUGCCUUAUCACUGCUUCACCCCUGGCCAGAAAACCAUCGCCCCCCUUCUUUGUGUGGGGGAAAGCACCAAAAUGGGCCUCAAAGACCGCAUCCGCCUCAACAACGCCCAGCGGCAGAGCGGCCGGGGGAGGCAGCACCUGAUGCCCCCCAUGCGGCGCUCCCCCAGCACCGAGAACGUCAACGAGGUGCCCAGCCCCACCAAGGUGCAGAAGAGCUGGAGCUUCAACGACCGCACCCGCUUCCGGGCCUCGCUGCGGCUCAAGCCGCGGCCGCCGGUGGAGGCUGACUGCCCGGUGGAGGACGGCAGCGAGGAGAAGGGCCACCAGAGCGACCUGACCUUCGAGGACAUCAUGCCGGCGGUGAAGACGCUCAUCAGGGCCGUCAGGAUCCUGAGGUUCCUGGUGGCAAAGAGGAAGUUCAAGGAGACCUUAAGGCCCUAUGAUGUCAAGGAUGUCAUUGAGCAAUACUCAGCUGGGCACCUGGACAUGCUGGGCCGCAUCAAGAGCCUCCAGUCACGCGUGGAUCAGAUCAUAGGGAGGGGAGCCAUGCCGAUCGACAAGAAGCUCCGGGAGAAGAUGGAGAAGCCUGCGCUGGAGGCAGAUGCGGUGGACGAGCUCAGUAUGAUGGGGCGUGUGGUCAAGGUGGAGAAGCAGGUGCAGUCCAUAGAGCACAAGCUGGACCUGCUCCUGGGUGUCUACACCCAGUGCCUACGGAAAGGCUCCACUAACUCCUUCAGCCUGACCGCCAUGCCGAUCCCUGCCCUCGACCCCGACAUCACCUCCGACUACCACAGCCCCGUGGACCACGAGGACAUCUCCAUGUCCGCCCAGACCCUAAACAUCUCCAGGUCGGCCAGCACCAACAUGGACUGAGCGGGCUUCCUCGCACGGACGGGACAGCCCCAGACGGGGCAGAGCCGGGGCGAGGGGCAGCCCCCUUUCUGCAGACAGAUGGGCGCUGCGCGGGCAGGCGAGAAAGCUGACCCCGGGCCCCGCCAGGCUCCGGACUCGCAGGGCGGGCUUGGGGCCUCCAGCCUCGUCGAACGGGUUCUCAACGCACCUUGAUUUUACUUGAACAAGUCUUCCUUCCUGGACACGCGGGAAUUAUUAAGCCACUAGUAUUCAGCUGAGGAGAGCCACGUGGCCACGCGGCAGCCACGACGGGGAUGCAGCAGAGAGGACGAUGCUUGUGGCUUCGCCGAGGGUUACCCCUGCUCCCUCAAAACCACCCCUAGCAAGAGGCACUCCAGUGACUUGCGCGGGGAGCUGAGAUGCUCUUUGUUUUAAGCAACAGACUCCAGACUUCGGUCUUCCUGGGCAGCCUUCUCUUCCGAGGGAAAUCCACCCCAGCCUGCUCCCAGACUGGUGCAUUUUAACCCAGGCCUUGAAGAUUGGGGAGGGGUCCCAAGCCACCCAGAACCAGCCCAGGCCCCUCGCGGUAUCUCCCGCAGCCUCUCGGGCGGCCAUCGGAGUCUGGAGACCGUGGCCACCCCCGCGGCCAGGAGGUACCGCUGGCGAUGAGCCGUGGGACCUCGCCACCGGUCUUUUUCUUCCAAGCGGUGGCUUUGGCUGGAGGCUUCUGCCUGGAGCCAACCUCGGAGCCAGCUUUGAAACAGGGUAAAGUUUGGCCGGGAGCUUCUCAGCAGCGAGGUGGGCGGCUCCGACCUCUUCGCUGAUGUCCUCAGCACCCCUCCGGCUCUGGGGGUCAUCCCUGGAGCUGGAGCUUGGAUCUCAUCAACAGCUAUGCAAGGCUAGGUAACCCUUUCCUUUCCAGUGCUAAACAAGGGGCAUUGCAACUCAAUUGAAUGUGUUUUUUUUUUUUCUUUUCUUUUCUUUCUAUGUCUAGGAAGUAGCUGGGGCACGACCGGGUUCUCCCUGAGGAGGCCCGGUGAGUUUGUCCCCACCUUUCCUAUCUCUUAGCUGGCAGGGGCACCAUCUCCUGCAGCCGUGACUGUAACUAUAAGCACAGUGGAGCCUUCUGCACAGCAAUGCACGCUCUGAGGGUAACCAUAUAUGCAACAACGUUUGAAUAUGCAACCUUAUAUCCCGGCGGGGGUAGGGAUGACUAGCCCGUCGGCCUUGGCAAUACGCAUCUAUCUGUGUGUGGGUGCAUGGUGUGAGUGGGUGAGCCCACGCCUGUCAGCAGCUGGGUUUCGCAGGACGAUGGGAUUCUGCUCCUGGUGGAAAGACUCCCAUUGCCUGGGGGGCAGAUCCGCGCGUCGGGCCAAGUACCGGCCUCGCUGCAUGUGAUGCGCGUGGAAAUGCAGCUGGCUGGAGGUCCGUUGCUGGAGGAGGGUGUGCGUGUGUGUGUGUAUGUGUGUAUGUGCAGGCAGGAGAAGGAGUACUAACACUGUAGCAUAGCUUUAGACCUUCUCUUCCCCACCGCCGUGGGGCUCCCAGCUCCCCCUCUGCUUCCAGACGCCUCGAAGUGGCAUGUCGGGCACUGGUAGUGUAGCGUGCCCAGUACCUCCGUACCUCGCUCCCCCAGAGGUUGUUCCCCAAACUGGAUUGCUCCUCCCACAGCUGGACACAUGGCUUCACUUUUCAGUGGCCCAGCCCCAGUGCUUCACCCCUGCUGCCUCCGCCCGCCCAUCCAUCCUUCCCUGCUAGAGACCCGUUGCCACAGUAUCUGGGGAGGAAAUUGCUCCCAAAGGCCCCCUGAUGCCCUGGUGCAUCCUCCAGACUCAUGGAUAUUUGCAGCAUGCCUUUUAGCUGAUGGCUGCACGAUUUUUCAUUGACUGCUCUACUCCCCAUCGGUGUCUGAUUAGUCGUUUAAUCACGUGGCAUCAUUGUCCUGCCAUGAUUAGAUGCCUGAAGUUUUUUAAAGUGGAGUGACCAGGGCCCUUGACUUGUUUUUCAGGUGGAGGAAGGGUCCCCAUGCUCACAGCCAUAGCUAGCAGCCCCCCAGGGCUCAGCGUGGUACAUUUGAUGGGGAAAAUGCUGGGGUGUCAGGUUUUAUCAGCAGCCAGAGAGGCACAUAGAGCUGUUCCCAUGGGGGCUUUCCCCCUCAAGGUCACAGACAUGGUCGCUCAGAGAGCAGCUAUGUACGCACACGUACACGUGCACACAGCCCUACCUAUAUGUUCUUCCACUUUAUCCCGACAUGAGAAUAGCAGCUCCUCCCUUUGCUAUUUGAAUUAUAGCUGGGCCUCUUCCAGCCCCAGAAAGGCAGCGAGGCAGGUGAACGGGGAAUCUGAGGCCCGGCGUGGGGAAGGGACAGGUCUGGAGCAGAGCUGAGAAGCCAGGUGUCCUGGCUCCCAGGCUUGUGCCCUCGGAGGUGGGAUGCGAUCCCAGUAUGCACGGGAGCUGGCUGCAUCAGAGCGGGAUCCUGAGCCCCUCUGAACCCAAAUCCUGCUGGUCCCACCUGCACCGCACCAGGUGGACACAUCUGUGUGUAUGUGGGGGGCACGUACCUGCCAUGACAGGCAGCCUGUGCCUGUGAGGGGUCUGUCCCGGGUGUCCGUGAGCUCCCUUCUCCAAGCAGUGAAGAGUUUUCCCAGGCAGCUCGUAUGUGCGCCAUACCCAGCCCUGCCCUGCCCACCCCUUUGGCACAGCUGGGGGCAUCAGGUAGUAGCCUCCAUGGGCAUCCCCCAGACCCCAUAGCGAGGCUCUCCUUCCUGUCUCCGGGACCCGGUGUGGGGAGCAUCCUGGGGGAGCAUCCUGAAUGUGCAUUUAUGUGUAGCUGUUAAAGCAACCCCCACCCC